CACAAUCUCGCCUUCUAUAAACAUAAAGAUUUUUUGCCCCUUUUUUUCAUGAUAUGGUCUCACUCUAAUCUCUUAAUUAAGUACUCACAAAUAUUAUGAAAAACCAAAAAAAAAAAAAGAAAGAAAGAAAACACUGUAAUUUUCCCGUAUAUCGUCUUCGUUACUCAAAGUUUUUUCAGUGCCACGUCUAACAUCAUGGCUUACUUUUAUAUAUACCUAUACAUACAUAUAUGAAUAAAAAUAUUAAUUUAUUUAAUUGUAGGAGGGGUUAAAAAGAUGAUGUAUAUUUUAAGUAUAGAGAUACAGAUAGGGUUUGCCAUGCUUUUGGAUGUGUGCCUUAAGUAACAGCUGUGAAGACCGUUUCUUCCUUUAUUUUGCUUUAGCAGUCAAGCAACACCUUCAAAAUAAAAAUAAAAAACAAAGGUGUGGGAGGCCUUAAGCUUUAGAGAAGAAAGAAAAGCACCCAAAAAUAUGCAUUAAAACAGCCAACUGGGGGGUGGUGUUUUUAUUUUAUUCUUUUAUUUUUUUUCUAUAUUUGUUUGGCUUGGUUUCUCUCUCUUAAACCGCCUAGCUACAUGAGCUCACUUAAAUUAGCAAAGGGUUAAAGGUGGAGUGUGUAGGUGUUAUUAGGAAGGGGCAGGCUGCUUUUCCUUUUUGCUCACUUGGGGGAUUCAGUUAAAGUAAAGGCUAUGUGAGGGAAUUCUGUUUAAGGAAUAUCAGAUCUCAAAACAGCUUUUAUGGUUUCUGUUAUAUAGAGAAAGCUAUAACUGGGAUAUGAGUAGUUGGCUGGUGUAUGAAGUUGGUGAUCUGAUACAAGAUUUUAAGUGCUUGAAGCAUCUGCCACAACAAAACAAAGGAGAAUUAAAGAAGCAAUGAAUAAGAGUAAUUUGGGUUCUGUCAGCAGCUCUGAUCUCAUCGAUGCAAAGCUUGAAGAGCAUCAGCUGUGCGGAUCCAAGCACUGCCCUGGCUGCGGUCACAAGCUUGAAGGAAAGCCGGACUGGUUAGGUUUGCCAGCUGGAGUGAAAUUUGAUCCCACAGAUCAAGAACUGAUAGAACACCUUGAAGCUAAAGUUGAAGCCAAAGACAUGAAGUCUCACCCUUUGAUUGAUGAGUUUAUCCCUACUAUUGAAGGUGAAGAUGGGAUUUGUUAUACCCAUCCUGAGAAACUCCCAGGAGUGACCACAGAUGGGUUGAGCAGGCAUUUCUUCCACAGACCAUCAAAGGCCUACACUACCGGGACAAGAAAAAGAAGGAAAAUACAAACCGAAUGUGACUUACAAGGCGGAGAAACCAGGUGGCAUAAAACCGGCAAGACAAGGCCGGUGAUGGUGAAUGGUAAACAAAAAGGGUGCAAGAAAAUCCUUGUUCUUUACACCAAUUUCGGCAAGAACCGAAAACCCGAAAAGACCAAUUGGGUGAUGCACCAAUACCAUCUGGGUCAACACGAGGAAGAGAAAGAAGGGGAGCUUGUGGUGUCGAAGAUAUUUUAUCAGACUCAACCGAGGCAGUGCAACUGGUCGGAUCGAACUGCAACGGCGGUUGAAGUAAGCAAUGCCAAUGAUCCUAAUAGCCGAAGAGACAGUGGCAGUGGGAGUUGUUCUUCAAAGGAAGUAAUCCCUCUCAGAGAUGAAGUUACCGGAGCUGGGGUUGCCGCUGCUUUAUCGAGUUAUGCCGCCGGUGCCAUGGAUAUCCAACAGUUAAAAUCUGAUCAUUUCAGUUUCACCCCAUUCAGGAAAAACUUCGAUGAGGUGGGGGUCGGAGAAGCUUCGGCAGCGAGGGAAGCUCCAGUUCAAGGUACUUGCGAAGAGAUACCCGAGCAUCCACGGCCACAUCAUAUGGCACAUGAUCAUCAUCAGCAACAGCAGCAGCACCAGCAGCAGCAACAACAGCAACAGCAACAUCAUCAGCAUCACGCACAUCAUCAGAUAGCUACGACGGCCUUCCACAUAAGCAGGCCUUCACAUCCCAUCUCCACCAUUAUAACCCCACCUCCCCUCCAUCACACUUCUAUCAUUCUCGACGAGGACUCCUUUCAUGUCUCCAGAAUAAUGCUUCAAAAUGAAAGUUUCCAGCAGCAGCAGCAGCAGCUGCAUCAACAACAGCAGCAACAACAACAGCAGCAGCAACAUUAUAAACUGGGAGGAAGGUCUGCAUCAGGUUUGGAGGAACUAAUAAUGGGUUGCACUUCAUCUGAUAUCAAAGAAGAAUCAUCCAUUACAAACCCACAAGAAGCUGAAUGGUUGAAGUACUCCUCAUUCUGGCCUGACCCUGACAACCAGGAUCAUCAUGGGUAGAAGCAAAAUUUUAAGACAAACAAAGGAAAUUCCUUACGGACAUCAUUAUUAGUACUUGAAGCCUAGCUCUGGUCAAGUUCUUUUCAAGGAGAGAGGCCAACAAAACCAUCUAUUACUAUAGUUUACUCCUUUUUUUUUUAUUCUUUCUCUUUUUUCUUCUUCUAAUGGGGGAGGACCAGAGGGACCUGGUUUAUGACUUUCAAAGGCUCUCAAGUCUCAAAUGAACUAACUGUAAAACAGUCCAUGUUGGAAAGAGAGAAAGAACAAAAGGGAAAAAAAAAAAAAAAGAAGAAGAAGAAAGUAAAGUAAAGAAAAGAAAAGAAGAAAAAAAAGCAAGAAAAAAGGCUGGUCUCUAUACUGACAAAUAGAAGGAUAUAAGCAAAGACCCAAAGCAAAUAUCCUUCCUGCAUGAAAAUCACCACCAUUAUGAUGACAAUAUCAUCUUUAUCUGGCUCUAUUCUUAUUAUUUUAUUAUUUCAAGACUCUUGUAUUAUUUCUUUUCUAUCUUUUUUUUUUUGUCAAACAAAAAUACCAAAGAGUUUGUGCAAAUUGCAACAAUUACUUGUUGAUUAUGUUGUGUUGUUAGUCGCUUUUCUAGUAAAUAUAUGUAUGGAUUCCCUUACAUAUAUAGAGAAAUGAAAAAUAUCGAUUUCAGAAUUGUUUAUUUCA
Messenger RNA from Gossypium arboreum, 2963 nucleotides. Its product is annotated as NAC domain-containing protein 75. Gene Ontology annotation, biological process: regulation of DNA-templated transcription. Gene Ontology annotation, cellular component: nucleus. Gene Ontology annotation, molecular function: transcription cis-regulatory region binding; DNA-binding transcription factor activity. The coding region runs from base 873 to 2294 and encodes 473 amino acids. Lineage: Eukaryota; Viridiplantae; Streptophyta; Magnoliopsida; Malvales; Malvaceae. The transcript is spliced from 7 exons. The record is from RefSeq and is a predicted model, not a curated record.